GCCGGCCCCUUUAAAAACACACGAGGCCACGCCCACGCCCCCUCCUGAAAGGCCGCCCGCCAAUCGAGGGCGGGGACCCAGCCCGGGGUGCCGGGAACCAAUGAGCGGGCCGCUUAGUGAGAGGCGGAGCAGCGGGGCAGGAGAGAAGAUGGAGGCAGCAGCCGCAGAGCCGGCUCCGGCAGCUGCUGGCGGCGGCGUUGCCCCACUGAAGCCGCAGGCUGCGGCGGUGCCGGAACGGCUGCAGCGGCGGGAGGCGGAGCGGCAGCGGGAAGCGGAGCGACGGCGGCAGGAGAAGGCGGCCCAGGCGGUGCAGGAGGAGCAGAGCGGGUUCUUCGCGGCCGCCUUCUCCCGGGAGCGGGCGGCCAUCGAGGCGCUGCUGGGGCCCGGCCCGGGCCAGGCAGAGGCGGAGGAGGCGCUGGAGGAGGCAGCCGCCCGGCUGCAAGGGCUGCAGAAGCUCCUCACCGACAGCGUCCGCUUCCUGGCGCCGUACGAGGUGCGGCAGGCGCAGGAGGCGCUGAGCCGGCUCCAGGGGGCCCUGACGGCCAAGCGCCAGCAGCUGCAGCCCAAGAAGCGAUUCGCCUUCCGGGCCCGCAGGAAGGAGGCGGAGUCCGCCCCGCCGCCCGCCUCGGCCGGCCAGCUGCCCCAGGAGUCCGCCCCGCCGCCCGCCCCGGCCGGCCAGCUGCCCGCGGAGGGCGAAGUGAGCGGGCCCCCACUGUGCGGCUUCAGUCGGGCCGAAGCCCAGACGCUGGAGCUUGGCCCCUCGGAGCUUUUGCAGCGCGAUGUGCUGCUGGCCGAUCUGAGUGACUGCCGGGUGCUGCUCCGCGGCAACCCCAACACUCUCCGGGUACGGGACUGCCGGGGCUGCACCGUGCUCUGUGGGCCCGUCUCCACCUCGGUGCUGGUGGACGGGUGUAGAGACUGCCUCCUGGUCCUGGCCUGCCAGCAGCUCCGCACCCACCGCACCCGGAACACCCGGAUCUACCUGCAAGUGACUAGCCGGGCUAUGGUGGAGGACUGCAGUGGCGUCCGCUUCGCCCCCUACACUUGGAGCUACCCAGGCAUCGAGGGCGACUACGAGUCCUCCGGGCUGGACAGAGGCAGGAACAACUGGAAGCUGGUGGAUGACUUUGACUGGCUGGCCAGAGAUGAACCCUCGCCCAACUGGAGUGUGAUCCCUGAGCAGGACAGAAUCACGCAGUGGGACUGAAUGAAGGCUGCAAAAACUUUCCACCAUAGAGGAGCUCUGAGACUGCAGAGGAAACUUAUGACUGUACAGCAGGUCCCAGCAUAACUGUAAAUAAAACUAACUUUAAUUCAUUCUAAAACAACUUAAUAGCAGUUUGUGGGUCUUUAAAUGCUGAAUUAUAGUGUGGGAUUAAACUACUUGGUCUAAACUGCUAUACAUUAAUGUGCUAUGAUAGAGGCUGGUAACUACUGCAGUAUCCCUGUGACAACUCUUUAGGGUGUCUGUGAUUUGUACACUGUUUUCCUGCUCACUGGCAAUGAGCCUCUAAAUAAAGGUAUGCUGCUGCCUACUUGUUCAGCUGGAUAAAAUCUGAAUUGCCUUGUGGUGAUGUACAUUUCAGUGGACCAGGAAAUCUAAUGCUCAGACUCCUGAGUUCUAUAGGAUAUUACUCUGUCUUCGCAGGUAAUGUAAAAAAUUUUCAGACUGGUGGAAUUUUUCCAUUGCCCUAGUGCUGUCUACACUGAGGUUUAGGUUGACUUAAAUUCACACUCCUGAGAUGUAGAUUCACACCCCUAAACUGUGUAGUUAGAUCAGCUUAAAUUUUCAGCAUACACCUAGCAGUUACUUUGGUCUGCUAACAUGGGUGAAAACUACAAAUUGCCUUGUUCUCAUUAGGCUUUUACAGUAUGUUGGCCACUAAGUUAAGAACCUCCCUCUUUUCCUGGUGGGAGGCUAACCCUUUACUCUCACAGUUUUGAUCUCAAGUUAACUUGAGAAUCAGUUAACUCAAGGUAAAUAUGUUCAUAACUGCUGUUCUGGGUGCUAAGGGACAAAUGGUUGUAGCCUGAAACAGCUAGUUGGGAAGUAUCCAGAUUAGCCAUUACAAACAUUAAUUGGCAAAUCAGUUAACUUGAGAUAAAAAGUAGUGUAAACAAGUUCUUAGAGAACAUGUUUAAGGUAUGCAGUAGGUGAUUUGGCACCACAGAGGUCUUGCUCUAGUAAUAUGGUACAGUUAUCUAAAGAGGUUGAAUUGAUGUGGAAUGUUUGGGGAGGAUGGUUUAGAGAGAACUUCCUUGCCUCUCUUCCCUCCCCACCCCU
Molecule: messenger RNA, 2284 nt
Organism: Chelonoidis abingdonii (Abingdon island giant tortoise)
Lineage: Eukaryota; Metazoa; Chordata; Testudines; Testudinidae
Gene: TBCC
Product: tubulin folding cofactor C
Biological process (GO): post-chaperonin tubulin folding pathway; tubulin complex assembly
Cellular component (GO): cytoplasm
Molecular function (GO): tubulin binding
Source: RefSeq, a predicted model, not a curated record